Octopus bimaculoides (California two-spot octopus) is the source of this 4519-nucleotide messenger RNA. Its product is annotated as UPF0415 protein C7orf25 homolog. The record is from RefSeq and is a predicted model, not a curated record. Lineage: Eukaryota; Metazoa; Mollusca; Cephalopoda; Octopoda; Octopodidae.
CGUGUUGCGUAAACAAACCAACAUGUCAUGUUAAACGCGGUUGUUGUGUUCUUUUAUUUUCCCGGACUCUAAUUACUUCUGUAAUGCCGAACAGAUAUUUUACUUAUUGGCAGAAGAACUAAAUAAUAAAAAUAAUAAUAAUGGCUUCACAGUUAGAUUUCCAAUUGAAAACCUAUGAAUCUGUAGCAGAAAAUUUCAUCAAACUCUGUCGACAACAUUGCAGCAUCAGUGGUUAUUCCAAGCUGGAGAAAAAAUGUCGAGCUGAGCUGAAGUUCUUGGAAAAGAUGCACCAAAAGACAACUUCCGUCCGUAAAAGUCACCUUCGCAGCAGCAACCUUUACCAUUAUGCCGCCAUACUGUACACCGCAACCCAAUGUGCCUCAAAUCUUGUGGGAAUUUUACAACCUUUCAGCAGUCGUGGAUCAAGAAGUCUGAUGGUGGAUGUCGUUUGUGGACAUGGCCUAAUAUGGCUGAAAGUCAUAGCAAGGAAAGCUCAAGCACUUCAUCUGAUUUGGGCUGGUCGGGGUCAGUUCAGUGAGCGUGGCAUCACUCGUCAGGUGAAAGACUACCUGAGAUGUGCAAAGCAACAUCCUAUCCACUACGUCGUCCCCAGGGUACAUUUUGUGUUCUUCAACGCAGUCACUCAGCCAAUGGCUGAUUGGCUUCAUCAACUUGGCAUCCGUGUCCAUGGCGAUGUGGUUCCAGUUUGUUCGGAAACAAAGCAAAAGCUGAUGUCUGUACCAGUGUACUUUGAUGAAAGCGAUGGAAAUGAUGAUGAUGAUUAUGAUUUGCUUGGUGAUGGUGAAGAUAGUGUUUCUUGUGAUUCUAGUGAAUAUAAUAUCAUUGCUACUGUUCUCAGUGAUGAUGAUGAUGGUGAUGACGUGUCAUCAAGUUCAAAUCCAAACCAGAAUAUUCAGCAGCUAGAAAUGUCUAGUUGUGCAUCCGUCUGCAGUGAAAUUAGUGCAGACAACAAGCACUUGCUGCACAUUGAGAAAACGGUGCAAACCAUCAUCGACGAGUCCAUGUUGCACUUACGGCAGCUUCUCGAAGAGGAGGAGAAAGGUAAGGAUGAAGAGGAGGAGGAGAAAGGUAAGGAUGAAGAGGAGGAGGAGGUGGGGCUUCCUGACAACGGAGACUCUCGGCAGAAUCUCAGUUUGUUGUUGCUGAUUCAGAAGUGUAUCAAGACACAGGCGCAACCAGUGCAUCCCCAGCAAAGGUCAGCCAAUUCUGCAAUCUGUGUUGAUGCCGACAACAAUGGUGAGAGGAACAUCGACACAAGCGCCAUCAUGUUUACUGCUGAUGCUUCUGAUCCUGGAAACGUAGAGUCAGGCACCAACAAGAAACUACCACAACAACAACAACUGACAUUUGCAUCAUCCUCAUCAGCAUCAUCAUAUCCCUCUUCAUAUGCUUCUUCAUCAUCAUCAUCAUUGGCACCAUCAUCUUUAUCAAUGGCAACCAUCGCAAGAGGAAUGAAUGGUAUCAGAUCCCACCACAUCCGAAUCGUCAAUUUGGACAUCACCACUUUGAUCACUCUAGUCUCUGCUGUCACGCAUGGACACUGCAAUUUCAUUUUCCCAGAGAAAAUCCUUACCUUACAAGCGAAAGAGGAACGAGAGAAACCAGUCCUACCUGAAAUGCUGGAUUUCCUAAAAGGGAAGAAGCUUUGCUGCUGCGAGACUGCAAUGAGGCACUUUUGGACAAUACUGGAUACUCUGGGUGGACAAUCAGAACGGCAACGAGCUGAAGAACUGAUAUCUAAGGUCAAGGUUGUCCCUGACAGGCCUUCUCAAAGGGCUCAUUCUCUACCAUUGACCAGCAAACUGAAAGAAAGAUCAAAGAUUAUAUUCGGCACCGGAGACUCCUUGAAGGCCGUUACAAUGACAGCAAACUCUGGUUAUGUCCGAGCAGCUGAAAAUCAAGGUGUGACGUUUGCUGUUUUCAUUCAUGCAUCAAGAGCUCUGACAGAAGAAAAAGAGAAAUUUGCGAAACCUAUCUCAGAGGAUUCUCAGCAAUAAAGAUGUCUUCAAAAUGAAAGCAAUACAGAAGGAACUUGUGGGUCAUCAUGUAACACACACACACACACACACACUACAAAUGGUGUUUGCAUUGGCAGCUGUUGUUGUGCAUGAUUUCUGUGAUAUAAUUCUUUGCAUAUCUUGGAAUUUUGAAGACCAGGGAUGUCCGUAGGAGAUAUUAUCUCCAGACAAAUACCAGAACAAAUUUUGCCUGUUUAAUGUGUGUGUGUGUGUGUGAUUUUAUAGUUAAAGUUGGUUUUAUCCUGCUUCUCCCUGGAAUCGGUAUACCAGGUAGUAUAUCAAAUGAAGAAAUAUUUUCAAUGAAGAAAUAUUUUAAUGUUCAGUGCAAUGAAGUGGUUGAACUUAUCUUUUAUAUCCAGUAAAUCAAUGGUAUUCUAUUUCACAGCAAUAAUUUGCUAAGAAUAACUUUAUUUUUAUGACUGCAUUUUGACAUUAACUUUUUGUCACUAAGUAUCUAUUUGUAUUGUUAUUGUAUGGUAUAUCUGUGUAGUACAUAAGUAGAUAUAUAUAGAUAAAUAUAUAUAUGCAUACAUAUAUAUAAAUAUAUGCAACUGCAUGUGUUUAAUUUUUUUUUUUCUUUUUGAAAUAUGUAACUUAAGCCAUUUUCACAAAAUUCUGUGCACAAAAUUAAUUGGUCAUGUGAUGGUUAAGACUAAGAUACUAAAACACAAGUUUAUGUCGGUGAACAAUGUAUAAUAAACUCUUUUUACUCUUUUAGUUGUUUCAGUCAUUUGAUUGUGGCCAUGCUGGAGCACUGCCUUUCGUCGAGCAAAUCGACCCCAGGACUUAUUCUUUGUAAGCCUAGUACUUAUUCUAUCACUCUCUUUUGCUGAACCGCUAAGUUACAGGUAUGUAAGCACACCAGCAUCGGUUGUCAAGUGAUGUUGGGUGGACAAACACAGACACACAAACAUAUAACCCGGAACGUUUUUAUAUUCAGUAUGAAAUAGAAAAUUUUUAAGGUAUACUCACCUAAAUGAAAUGUGCAUAAACUAUGUUUACGGAAAGAAUUUAUAGCGAUUACAAAUAAUAUCCCAGUUAUUGAUCUCACGUUGUUUCAUUAAAUUGUGCUUUAACUCCAAAUAAUGUAACCAUAUUUUACACUGGGAAAACAUUCAUAGAAUUGAUUUGCUUCUGGCUGAUCUGAAAAUAGUAAAUGAAGAUAACUAGUAAAUUUUGCAACGCAUGGAUCUAUGCAUGUUAACUGUGUUGCCUUUCAGCAAAUAAUCUAACAUCCUAAUACUACACAAUGUAUUGUGUAGUUAAUUAUGUUUCAUACAUUUGUAACAGUCCAAUGGAUAGAAAUUCACAAAUAAAUAAUAAAUAAAUAACAUAUGAUGAACAAUGCAAUAGAAUGGACAAUAUAAGAAAUAAUACAUUACAAGGGCAUACUGAAAAGUUCCUGGCUUUGGGUAAAAAAAAAUACAGGAGGAUCAGUUAAUUAGGAUUUUAUUUAACAUAUCCCCCUCUCAGAUUCAUGCAUUUAUUGCAGUGGUCCUUCAGUUUUUUUAAGCCCUGUAAAAGAAUCUGAAGUUUGGGCCUCCAACCAAGCCUUUUGCAAUAUUUUUAAAGCCAGGAACUUUUCUGCACCCCAUGUAUAUAUUAGCUUAAUCACUUGUUGAGCAGAAUGGCACAGUGAGGUGCAUGAAAGCAGGUUAUUGUAUUUUAUGUUCACUUGAUCUUUUGACAAAUACUUUUAUAUUUCCAGUCAUUUUGUACCAGUUGCAUAUCUCCUCUACGAUAUUCAAAUACCAUUGCUUGUCUUUCAAAGCCAACCACCUGCAGUUCUUCAUUGCAGGAGAAUUCUCUGUCCAUUAUAUGGUGCUUCAAAUUUGAAGACCGGUGAAAAUCACAGAGAGGAAGGUCUGAUGACUAUAUAUAUAUAUAUAUUUACUUGCCAUAUAUGUACUUGUGACAGCAUUUACGCAGGGUGAAUUGUGCUGGCUCCAGCCGAGUCCAUCACGUCCCUCACAAACGCUGACCCCAUUGGAUGGUCAGCCCCAAUGUUUCAGCAGGCAAGGUUAUGCUUCUGCCUGCAGCCCAAAAAGCCUGCUCGCAAAUUUGAGAGUAGCAGGCGCAGUGGAUAAUGUAGUGACUAUUUAUUAUUGAAGUGCAGUGUUCAUGUUCAGAGUUUCAGGGGAAAUACAAGUUCACAUGUGGUCCCUAAUCACAUGCAUAAACACUUUGGGAUAGUAUGAUUCAUAGCAGUUCAUCACCAAUUAUUGGAGCAGACAUUGCCUGAAUUUGAAGCAGGUGGUAUCCAUGCUAAUUAAUCCAAAGCCAGGAUUCUAAUAGGUGUUACUACUCCAGGCCAGAGAAAGUCUGGGAACAACAAUGGGCUAAGAAGUGAUUUCACGUUCCUCAAAUACAUGGAACUCCUGUACCAAGGCCCAACUACUGGAUGCCAAAAAGCAUAUAUUAUAAUUACUGUAAUUUUGUGUUUUCCUCAUUUCUGUAGAUAAUUAAAGAUUAAUUAAACA